AUGAUGCUCCCUUCCCUGGCGACUGUGCUCGCUUGCGUCUCCGCCGCGACGGCCACGAUCCUCGAGAACGGCCGGCCGAGAGUGGCCGACUUCGCCGACACAAAGGUCGACCUGGCCGCAGGCGACUACGAGACGUACGAUGCCGACGCCCCGGAGAUCUCCUACAAGGGACGUUGGGACUCCAAGAAGAUAUCCUGGUGGGCGGCCCCGGGCAUCAAGUUCGGCUUCACCGGCGAGACGGUCGCCGUCACCUUCGGCCCCCACACCGUCAGCGGCACGCUGGUCGCCUACCGGAUCGCCGGCCUCGACUGGAUGCACACCAACGUCACGGCCGGCGCGACCCACCUGUUGGUGAGCCCGGCGACGCCCGGCGUCGGCCUCGCCGGGCCCGUCAGCCCCGCCACCUUUGAGAUGCGCGUGACGAACUGGGCGCGCGGCGUCCAGGUCGACGCCGUCCACGUCGCCGCCGGCCGCCGCCUCGUCGCCGUCCCCGACUACCCGCGCCGCGUCGAGUUCGUCGGCGACAGCCUGUCGGCCGGCAUGUACGCCACGUACGAGGCGCUGGCCGGCUUCGCCUACGGCGUCGGCGCCGGGCUCGGCGACACCGAGUACUCCAUCACGGCGUACCCGGGCAUCUGCGUCGCCGACCAGGAGUGCUGGGGCAACCCGCGCGGCCAGUCGCACCAGUGGUUCUACACGUCCGACACGGGCGGCCGCGCGGCCGAGCUGCAGCCGGCGGACCUGGCGUAUUCGAACCUGAGCCUGGCCCCCGACGAACGGGGGUCGGCGAUGGCAUCAUCAACCGGCCGGCUGACGGCGGCUUGCGCAGAUGACCCCGAGCCCUGGGACUUUUCCAGGAACCCUCCCGCCGACCUCGUCGUCAUCAACCUCGGCACCAACGACGCCAACGACGCCAACAGCGUCAGCAAGGCCACCUACGUCCAACACUACAAGAAGCUCAUUCAGGGCAUCCACGGCAAGUGGCCCAAGGCCCAGGUCAUAAUCAUGGUGCGAACAUGCCUUCUCCUCCUCCUUUUCAUCCUCAUCUUCCUCAUCCUCCUCCUCCCCUCCGCGGCCACUGACCGACCAACUGACCUUCGGCCGCAGCAAAUGUGGCAGGGCUUCUUCCAGGACGGCAACACGUAUGGGCAGAACACGGACCUCAGGGACGAGGUCUACAGCGUCUACGAGUACUUCAACUCGGACGAGUACCUCGGCAGCCCGACGACGUGGGACGCCGUCACCAACACGACCGGCAGGGCGAGCGGGCCAGCCGAGCCGUUCGUCCACUUCUUCAACACCACCGGCAUCCUGCAGCACAACGACAUCGGCGGCCAGUGGCACCCCACCGACGUCGGCCACAUCAAGGUUGCGAGCCACCUGAUACAGUUCAUCACGCUGAAGCUCGGCUGGCCCUUGUUCGCCACCGGUCCCGAGGUUUACCAUGAGACUCUCUACUGGAACGAUCAGUCUGCCUAUUGA
Messenger RNA from Colletotrichum graminicola M1.001, 1482 nucleotides. Its product is annotated as GDSL-like Lipase/Acylhydrolase. Gene Ontology annotation, molecular function: carboxylic ester hydrolase activity. NCBI's taxonomy places the organism in Eukaryota, Fungi, Ascomycota, Sordariomycetes, Glomerellales, Glomerellaceae. The coding region runs from base 1 to 1482 and encodes 493 amino acids. The transcript is spliced from 4 exons. The record is from RefSeq and is a predicted model, not a curated record.